Messenger RNA from Echinococcus granulosus, 1572 nucleotides. RefSeq names its product ATP synthase subunit s-like protein. The record is from RefSeq and is a predicted model, not a curated record. The transcript has 7 exons. The coding region runs from base 1 to 1572 and encodes 523 amino acids. Lineage: Eukaryota; Metazoa; Platyhelminthes; Cestoda; Cyclophyllidea; Taeniidae.
AUGCAAAUGCGUCGAUCCCUGGAGCUUGUCCGUCCCCUCGCCUACUACCACAAUCGUAUCCUCCAUCGCUGUUUUGCCGAACAGAAGGCCUCGUCCACCGACCCCUUUGACGGCUACACACGCUCUUGCUACGUUAAACAAAAGUUCGUGGAGUUGCAGACCACUGCUGCCGAUGGCAGCGUCAAAGUGCGCAAGGUGCCUACUGGCCUCAUUGACAACUCAAACGAGUGGCUUGGCGAUCAGAUGGUGCGGACGCACUUGAAAAUAACCCACGACUUCGACCUCACUAUUCAGGGCUUUGCGGAGCGUGCGCGCAAACGUCUGCUAGCGAGAAAUAAACAGAGACAGGUCAUCACAGAUGGAAUGAUCCAACAUCGGGGCAGCCUAGACCUGGCUGUCGCGCACAUGGUCUGUAACCUCGGUGGUCGGGUGCAAUUCGUCGGUGAACCGGCAGGCUGCUGGCACCAAAGCUACAACAGGGCCCCUCCCAACCUUCCUUCAACCUACUCAGAGGAUCUUAAACUUGAGGUCAUUGACUUAUCCGGUACCGCAGUCAUGUACGAGGGUCUGCAGAUGCUUCCUCGCUUGACGCACCUGAAGGUGUUACGGCUACGACGAUGUCUCUAUUUGAAUGAUCACUGUUUAUCCCUGGUCGGACAGAUUACCCAAUCACCACUGGAGUAUCUUGACAUAAGCGAGUGUCCACGAAUCUCCGCCAAUGGAAUCACCACCCUUACGGAGCUCAAGAGCCUUAGACGACUUUUGGUUCAAGGCAAUCCAACCUUGAAGGAUCGAGAGCUAGUGUGCCUGCUGUUGGAGGACUACCUGCCGAAAGUCUACAUUGAGGGUGUGGAUUACCUGGGCAACCUUCCAGAGGACGCUAGGCAGCGGGUGUUGGCUCUGGACCCGCCGGAAGAGCCACCACUUCUAACCGAGCACGUGAAAAAUAUCGAGAGGGAAGAAGAGGAGGACGCAUUACGUGUAGAGGAUUUUGCCGGCAAAAUUCUUGCUGUAAAAGAGGAGUUUUUGCGUAUCGCCGAGUUGGUGCAUGACGACGUUCAAUCUGUUUCACAAUUUUUCGAUUCGUUUUUUGUUGAGUCUGUCCUAUCACUUAAUCCUCCUUCCGGUAGCAAACCCGAUUUAACCGAGAAGACCGGGGAAUCUUCAGCACACAGAAGUGAGCCCAAUCGAGGCAAACCCAUGUCAGAAAUUGCGGAUUCGGAUCCCGUUGAAGACAAUGAGGAGACUCUGGUUCAACUUAUUAAUGAGAUGAGCGUAGAUGAACUCAAAUUCUUAAAGAACCAGCUCCUUUUAGAAUUGGAUUGGCUUGAUCAAGCCAUCACCAGCAGGAAGCAAUUUCUUCGCUCUGUAUUUAAUGGGCAAAUUGAAUGCUCGAAAGAAACCGAUGCGGGCUUUGCCUUGGUGGAACCAUCGGGCAAAAAACCCGGAAUCAAGACCCGGCGACCUUUCAUCUCCCCCAAUCUAUCAACGUGCACCUGCUCUACCACCACAGCUCCAGCCGGCCCCAAGGAGGCAACCGAAUUCCACACUAUUCGCAUUGAAACACUUUAG